CCCACACGUCGUCGUCAACAAGAGAAGCCGACCUGAGUUCAGUGCUAGCUCUCUAUCUACCGCUAGCUCGCUAUCCACCGCUAGCUCCGCAUUACAUCCUCCAGGCAGAGGAACUAAACUCGUCUAAAGACUAACUUUCCCUCGACAACUUGGUCUGAAUCCACACCCAGCGGGUCGAGUUGGAGAGCGCUCAUUUCAUCCAGAAGUCUGACCGAUGGCGUGCGGCGCCACCCUGAAGAGGAGCCGGGACUUCGACCCCCUGAUGAGCCCCGCGUCCCCGAAGAGGAGGAGGUGCGUCCCGGUGUCCCCGUCGCCGAGGAAGUACCUUCGCAUGGAGCCCUCGCCGUUUGACGAACCGUCGUCAAGAUUUACUGCAGAGCAAAUAUUGCAGAACAUCAAACAGGAGUACAAACGGCUCCAGAAGAGGAAGCAUCUGGAUUGUUACCAGCAGUCGGAAGGCUGCUUCUCUCUGGACUCCCCGUGUCCGUCCUCUCUCAUGUCUGCCCCGCCCGGCCUCCCAGGGUCCUCCUCUGGCAGCGUCUCCCCCUCCAGGAGGGAACAGCCGUUAUUUACGCUCCGACAGGUCGGCAUGAUCUGCGAGCGCCUACUCAAAGAGCGGGAGGAGAAGGUCAGGGAGGAAUACGAGGAGACCAUGACCUCCAAGUUGGCAGAACAAUACGACACCUUCGUGAAGUUCACACAUGACCAAUUAAUGCGACGAUUCGGCGAGCAGCCAGCCAGCUAUGUGUCCUGAGUGACAAUUUCUCGCUGCAAGAAAAUAUUUUGUUGAAAACCUCUGGCUGCAAGGAAAGACUGAAGAAAAGAGAAGAGGAAAUUCAGUUUAGCUAGUUUAAAUAAAAACCUUUCUUAUUGUGCCAUAAAUCAGUCUUUGGGCAAAGGUUUAUACGAUGCCGUUGUCAGUGGUUACCACUCUUGUUGUAAGCAGCUAGGUGCUUCCUGAUGUAAAUGAACAGACCCUAUCUCUACCAGUGGCCUAUGUUUCUCUUGCUGUAAGUGUUUUUAAAAUUCUUACUUUUAUAAAGAUUCUCGGCAUUCCAGACUUUAAUUGUUCAUCGUAUGAUUUCCGAAGGUUGCGUGUAAAUAUGAAAAGCCAGGAGGUAUGCUGGCCAGUCUUUGGACAGUGAAGACGAGUGUGCGAUGAAGAGUUUGCUGCCCUCAGUUCAUUGUUUUGUACCUGAGCACAAAGUCACUGAUUUGACCCUUCUCUCCCCAUCACUUUAUUUAUUUAGACAUUUGUUUUACUGGUAUUACUUUAAAGCCAAUGUAUUUAGUGGACAACAAAAUCCAAAUAAAAUGUUUUAAAGCGUUAA
Molecule: messenger RNA, 1331 nt
Organism: Gadus morhua (Atlantic cod)
Lineage: Eukaryota; Metazoa; Chordata; Actinopteri; Gadiformes; Gadidae
Product: akirin-2
Exons: 6
Coding region: 215-754 (179 amino acids)
Biological process (GO): positive regulation of innate immune response; positive regulation of transcription by RNA polymerase II
Cellular component (GO): nucleus; chromatin
Molecular function (GO): transcription coregulator activity
Source: RefSeq, a predicted model, not a curated record